GUUCCUCGUAGUAACAGCAAGAACCCGUCUCGUCUGGCCUCGCCUCGUCUCGUCUUCCAAUCCCCUCUCUCAUAUCCUCAGGAGAACAACCCAAACAAGAACAAGGUUCCGCUCCUCUUCUUUCUCCAGGAAAGGAAAAACGAGGAAAAGAAACAACAAGGUCACCCAUCAGAAGGAGUUCCCCAAUCCCUGGACAUCAGCAUUGCUGCCCCAUCUACUACACGUCGCCGUGCUUAGCCUUCCAUUUACCCAGGGCUGUUCUUAGGUUGGGCUCGACUGCAUCAACUCUUCUCCCCCCCAUCGGUCCUGCAGGACGACCCAUCGUGUCCCUUCACUCUCCCUCCCAAUCUUACUCUCACUUCCACUCUCCUGUCGCCGCCGUCAGCUUUUGACAGCUCGAGUACCUCGCUGGAGCACCGGACGACGUCUUUGUUUAUUACUUUUUUUUGUUGGUGUUCCACUUUUAGCCUGCCGGCUUGCGGACUUCGUCUCGGUUGUCAUCGAAAGACAUACACACCUACACAUCGCUCUUCAGCUGUGUAUCACUCAAGCCAUGGCGGCCCAAGCCCACAAAUAUACCGACGGAUUCUACAUGCAAUACCUUGAUAGUCUCUGUCAGCGACGUGGAUGGACCGAGCCGACAUACGAAUGCUACCGAGAGCCCUCCGGCUACACCUGCCUAGUUCUGGUCAACGGCCGCGAGUACCAGACCGAUUUGGCCUACCAGACUGAUAAGCUGGCGCGUGAGAACGCCGCCAUGCGCGCCUUCAUGGUGUGCAGGAACUUCAGCGUCAAUGGUGGCAUGCUGGCCCGCAACGGCAUCGUCCAGGGUCUGCCGGCGGACGAAUCGAACCGCAAGCACAGAAAGAGCAGCCGCCACGCCUCGACACCCUCCCACCACCACCACCAUGGGCGCAGAGGCCGAUCUGGGCACCACUCCUCGGGCAGCUCGACUGCAUCCUGCGACUGA
Messenger RNA from Cryphonectria parasitica EP155, 970 nucleotides. RefSeq lists its product as uncharacterized. The transcript has 2 exons. The record is from RefSeq and is a predicted model, not a curated record. Bases 554 to 970 code for a protein of 138 amino acids. Lineage: Eukaryota; Fungi; Ascomycota; Sordariomycetes; Diaporthales; Cryphonectriaceae.